Molecule: messenger RNA, 8547 nt
Organism: Cottoperca gobio
Lineage: Eukaryota; Metazoa; Chordata; Actinopteri; Perciformes; Bovichtidae
Product: ankyrin-3-like
Exons: 51
Coding region: 667-6972 (2101 amino acids)
Biological process (GO): signal transduction
Molecular function (GO): protein binding
Source: RefSeq, a predicted model, not a curated record
CCGGCGAGACGUCGCGAACUGAGCGUGUGAGUGUACAUAGAGGAUGGCUCAGUGCUCAGGUGCAGGCAGCCGGCUCUGGGAACCAGUCAAGCAGGCAGCAGGACCAGUUUAUUUACCCAGACGACAGAGCACUCUGCUGGGUUAAAGGCUGGAGCCCCUUUCUUGGACCUCCAACCCUGGAGCUCUUCCUAUAACUGUUUUUAUACAUUAUUCUUAAUCAAGAGGACAAUUUCCCCUUACGGUGGAUCAUAUAAAUAAAUAGUUUUUUUGUAUUUGCUAUGAUUGGCACUUGUUUUGCACUUUGAGCGCUGAGAAGUGGAAGCAGCUGCCUUCACAGCGGCGGAGCUUGAGGAGCGUGUCCUGUCUCUGCCCUGCCCCAAACUGGACCUUUGCAUCUGCACAGUGUGGAUAGCUGCUGAGGGAGAUAAAGAACAAAAGAAAGAGGGAAAUCUUGAAAACAAGGAGAAGAAAAUCCUUCCCUCUCACACACCUGUGACGGCUACUUCUCUGACAAAAGUACGGCCGAGGAUAUAGGAGGAACACAAAAGAUAAUUAGGAGCUAAGAAGAAAAGGCUAAAGAGGAGACUUUGGGUGCACACUCCAUCCCUUCAUUCAUCCCUCCUUCUCCCGUUUCCCACCUGUGAGGAUUAAUUGGACUGGAGCAGCAUGGCGCAUGCUGCCUCACAGAUAAAGAAAAGGGCGGAUGAGAACCUCAACACUGUAGAGGAUGAGAAGGAGAAGAAGAAGGCGGCGAGGAAGCGUUCCCGCGAAUUAAAGAAAAAGACGGAUGUAAAUGCCUGUUAUCUGCGAUCAGCUCGAGCCGGGAACCUCGAGAAAGCUUUGGACUACCUGAAGAAUGGAGUCGACAUCAAUAUAUGCAAUCAGAACGGUCUGAAUGCUCUCCAUCUGGCCUCGAAGGAAGGCCAUGUGGAGGUGGUGGCUGAGCUCAUCAAACACGGCGCCAACGUGGACGCAGCUACCAAGAAAGGAAACUCAGCCCUCCACAUAGCUUCCCUCGCUGGGCAGACGGACGUGGUGAAGGAACUCGUCACCCACAGUGCCAACGUCAAUGCACAGUCUCAAAAUGGCUUCACUCCGUUGUACAUGGCGGCGCAGGAGAACCACAUGGACGUGGUGCAGUUCUUAUUGGACCACGGCUCCAGUCAGAGCAUCGCCACUGAGGAUGGUUUCACUCCCCUGGCGGUGGCGCUGCAGCAGGGCCACGACCAGGUGGUGUCCCUCCUGCUGGAAAAUGACACCAAGGGGAAGGUCCGCCUCCCUGCGCUGCACAUCGCCGCACGGAAAGACGACACCAAGGCCGCCGCGCUCCUCCUGCAGAACGACCACAACGCUGACGUGGAGUCCAAGAUGAUGGUGAAUAGAACAACAGAGAGCGGUUUCACUCCUCUCCAUAUUGCGGCUCACUAUGGCAAUAUCAACGUAGCAACACUGCUACAGAACAGAGGGGCAGCUGUGGACUUCAAGGCAAGGAAUGACAUAACACCACUGCACGUAGCAUCCAAACGUGGGAAUGGCAACAUGGUGCGACUGCUGCUGGAGAGAGGGGCCAAGAUAGAUGCACGGACCAAGGAUGGUCUGACCCCUCUCCACUGUGGAGCCAGGAGUGGGCAUGAGCAGGUGGUGGAGAUGCUGCUGGACAGAGGAGCUCCAAUACUGUCAAAGACAAAGAACGGUUUGUCUCCGCUCCACAUGGCGACGCAGGGCGACCACCUCAACUGCGUCCAGCUGUUGCUGCACCACGAGGUGCCCGUGGACGACGUGACCAACGACUACCUGACGGCGCUGCACGUGGCCGCCCACUGCGGGCACUACAAGGUGGCAAAGGUGAUCGUGGACAAGAAGGCCAACCCCAACGCCAAGGCAUUGAAUGGUUUCACUCCUCUGCACAUUGCCUGUAAGAAAAACAGAGUCAAGGUGAUGGAGCUACUUCUGAAGCAUGGAGCGUCGAUACAGGCAGUCACUGAGUCCGGUCUGACUCCGAUCCAUGUUGCAGCAUUUAUGGGACACGACAACAUCGUGCACCAGCUGAUCAACCACGGAGCUUCACCAAACACAAGCAAUGUGAGGGGGGAGACAGCGCUCCACAUGGCAGCGAGGGCCGGACAGUCAAAUGUGGUGCGAUAUCUGAUCCAGAAUGGAGCACGAGUGGAUGCCAAGGCAAAGGACGACCAGACUCCGCUGCACAUCUCCAGCCGUCUUGGUAAGCAAGACAUCGUUCUCCAGCUGCUGGCAAAUGGAGCAUUCCCAGACGCCACGACCAGCUCUGGAUACACGCCUUUACACCUCGCCGCCAGGGAGGGACACAGAGAUGUGGCCACAGUGUUGCUGGAUCAAGGGGCUAGUUUGGGCAUUAUUACCAAGAAGGGCUUCACUCCUUUGCAUGUGGCUGCAAAGUACGGGAAGAUCGAGGUCGCUAACCUGCUGCUGCAGAAAAACGCUCCGUCUGACGCUGCUGGGAAGAGUGGACUAACUCCACUGCAUGUGGCAGCACACUAUGAUAACCAGAAGGUGGCGCUGCUCUUGCUCAACCAGGGAGCUUCACCGCAUGCUGCUGCGAAGAAUGGUUACACACCACUCCACAUUGCAGCUAAGAAGAAUCAGAUGGAGAUUACCACCACCUUGCUGGAGUACGGUGCCUCCACCAACACGGUGACACGCCAGGGGAUCACUCCUCUGCACCUCGCAGCACAGGAAGGCAAUGUGGACAUAGUGACGCUGCUGCUGGCUCGAGACGCUCCGAUAAACAUGGGCAAUAAGUCUGGUCUGACUCCGCUCCACCUGGCUGCCCAGGAGGAUAAAGUCAACGUUGCUGAGGUCUUAGUAAACCAGGGAGCUACUAUAGACCCUGAGACCAAGCUGGGAUACAGUCCUCUCCAUGUGGCCUGUCACUAUGGCAACGUGAAGAUGGUCAAUUUCCUGCUGAAAAAUCAGGCGAAGGUCAACGCUAAAACCAAGAACGGUUACACGCCUCUCCAUCAGGCUGCCCAGCAGGGACACACACACAUCAUCAACCUGCUGCUACAUCACGGAGCAUCGCCCAAUGAACUCACAACCAACGGGAACAGCGCUCUGUCCAUUGCCAGGAGGCUCGGAUACAUUUCUGUAGUUGACACACUCAAAGUGGUCACAGAGGAAACUCUGACCACUCAGACUGUCAUAGAGAAACACAAGAUGAACGUUCCUGAGACCAUGAACGAGGUGCUGGACAUGUCUGAUGAUGAGGUCUGUAAAGCCAAUGUCCCCGAAAUGAUCACAGAGGACUAUAUAUCUGAUGUGGAAGAAGAGAUGGAUGUUGGAAAUAUCUGCAUCAGCUAUUCCUGUGACGAUGCAAUGACGGGGGACACGGACAAAUAUCUGGCCCCCCAGGACCUGCGGGAGCUGGGGGAUGACUCGCUCCCUCAGGAGGGCUACAUGGGCUUUAGCGUCGGUGCGCGGUCACAGAGUCCCAAAGUCAGCCUGCGUUCCUUCAGUUCUGAUAGGUCCAACACGCUGAACCGGAGCUCGUUCACGCGGGACAGCAUGAUGAUAGAGGAGAUGCUGGCACCCAACAAGGAGCUGAUGCUCUGUAAGGAAAGGUCUUUCAUUGUAGAGAAACACAAUAAGCAUCUGGCGAUGGCUAAGGACUGUGACAACGACUCUCUGAGGAGAUACAGUUGGACUACAGAUGUUCUGGAUAAUGUCAACCUAGUAGCCUCACCAAUACACUCCGGUUUUUCCUCUCCGCUCCCGCAGUACGACAGCAGGUUCCUGGUCAGCUUCAUGGUCGACGCCAGGGGCGGCUCCAUGAGAGGAAGUCGUCACAACGGCAUGCGCAUAAUCAUCCCGCCAAGGAAGUGCACAGCGCCCACCAGGAUCACCUGUCGCCUGGUCAAGAGACACAAACUGGCAUCGCCUCCUCCGAUGGUGGAGGGAGAAGGCCUGGCCAGCCGACUGGUAGAGGUCGGUCCGGCAGGAGCUCAGUUCCUCGGGCCUGUGAUAGUGGAGAUCCCACAUUUUGGCUCGAUGCGGGGCCAAGAGAGAGAGCUGAUCCUGCUGCGCAGCGAGAACGGAGAAAGCUGGAAGGAGCAUAUGUACGACUACAAGACUGACGACCUCAAUCAGCUCCUCAGUGGGAUGGAUGAAGAGCUGGACAGUCCUGAGGAGAUGGAGAGGAAGAGAAUCUGCCGCAUCAUCACCAAGGACUUCCCACAGUACUUUGCUGUCGUGUCUCGAAUCCGGCAGGAGACCAAUCAGAUGGGACCAGAGGGUGGGACUCUGUGCAGCCGGAGCGUCCCAUUGGUCCAAGCUUCCUUCCCUGAGGGGGCGUUAACCAAGAAGAUCAAAGUUGGAUUGCAGGCCCAGCCAGCACCCGAUGAGACUGUGAAGAAAAUCCUCGGUAACCGAGCAACCUUCAGCCCCAUCGUUACCGUGGAGCCCAGAAGAAGAAAGUUCCACAAGCCCAUCACCAUGACAAUCCCAGUCCCGCCUCUCUCAGGGGAGGGAGUCACCAACGGCUACAAAGGAGACUGUACACCAUGUCUCCGCCUUCUCUGCAGCAUCACAGGUGGUACGUCCCCAGCACAGUGGGAAGACAUCACUGGCACAACUCCUCUCACCUUCGUCAAUGAAUGCGUCUCCUUCACCACUAAUGUUUCUGCUAGGUUCUGGUUAGCAGACUGCCACCAGAUCCCAGAGACGGUGGGCUUGGCCAUGCAGCUGUACAGGGAGCUCAUCUGCGUGCCCUACAUGGCCAAGUUUGUGGUGUUCGCUAAGACGAACGACCCAGUGGAGUCCAGACUGAGGUGCUUCUGUAUGACAGACGACAAGGUGGAUAAGACCCUAGAGCAGCAGGAGAACUUUGAGGAGGUGGCCAGGAGCAAAGACAUAGAGGUUCUGGAGGGCAGGCCCAUCUAUGUGGAUUGCUAUGGAAACUUGGCUCCUCUGACUAAAGGUGGUCAGCAGUUAGUUCUUAACUUCUACGCCUUCAAGGAGAACCGUCUGCCCUUCUGUGUCAAGGUGAGAGAUCCCAGCCAGGAGCCAUGCGGUCGUCUUACGUUCCUCAAAGAAUGUAAGACCAUAAAAGGCCUUCCACAAACCGCCGUGUGCAACCUGAACAUCACACUGCCUGCUGUGAAAAAGGAAAUGGAGUCAGAUGCCGAGGACGAGACUGAAAAGCCAGAGCGACGUCAUACCUUUGCAUCCCUAGCCUUACGUAAGCGCUACAGCUAUCUGGCCGAGCCUGCACUGAGCCCUCAGAGUCCCUGUGAGAGAACAGACCUCCGCAUGGCAAUAGUAGCCGACCACCUCGGACUCAGCUGGACUGAGCUGGCCAGGGAGAUGGAGUUCUCUGUGGAAGAGAUCAACUUUGUCAGAGUGGAGAACCCCAAUUCCCUGACAGCACAGAGCUUCAUGCUCUUAAAAAAAUGGGUGCACAGGGACGGUAAAAAUGCCACAACGGACGCUUUAACUGCGGUGCUGACUAAGAUCAAUCGGUUGGAUAUUGUGACUUUGCUGGAAGGGCCCAUAUUUGACUACGGUAACAUUUCAGGCACACGCUGCUUUGCCGAUGAUAACGCAGUAUUCCCGGAUCAGUCCGAUGGAUACCACAAUAUAGAUCUGGAGCUGCAAACCCCCUCAGACCUGAACUACCAGCCCCCCACCCCGCUUCGCUCAGACGACUUCUUUAGCGAGGGCGAUGCUAGUGCAGACUCCCCUAGCAAGAUCAUGCUUACUAGACCUAGUGACCUCUCUCUCACUCAGACCACCAGUACUUCCAGCAGUGACCACUUCACAGUCGCCACAGGCCCCACUUCAAAUGCCCCUCAGCCCCCCAUCGUUGGGGCAGAAGAUACAGCCUUGACCACUGGAGAAAGAGAGACGUCUAAGGAAGAGAACACAGGGCUGGUUUAUUAUGAGAGGCCAGAUAAUGACAGACGAGCAGUAGAGCAAUCAGGAAAUGGAACAGACGGGCGUGGUGAGGCCUUAGAGAAAGAACUGAAGGCAGGGCAAGGCCAUGUUUUGGAGCGUCAGGGAGAGGAUGCUGCCUCAGACACUCGUCAUGGAAAUGGAAGGCAUGAAAAACAAGAAGAAGUUGAAGAAGAAGAAGAAGAGGAGGAGAUGACCCCAGAGAGGCUGCAGAGUCUGCUGGAUGAUAUAAAGCAGGAGGGAGGCUUGGAGGACGAGGAGAUGACAGAGGAGAGGAUGAAUGCUAUUCUCGAGCAACUGCAACAAGCAGAGAAAGACAUGUGUUCAGUUCCAGGCUGGAGAAAUGAGACGUCCGGCGCAAACGUAGAGUCUGCAGCUCUUGGCCAAAGCCCCAACACCGAGGAGGGCAGCCCCGACAGUCUGGCUGAUUCAUUGGAGCAGCCCCCGGCUCGGACCCACAGACAGAACGGAGGUCACAUUGACGCAGCCAGGGAAGGAAAGGAAAAGGAGGCCAAGAGGACGGUAUCUCAGGAGGACAGCAGCACAGCGGGACCAAGCCAAGGACGGCAGGAGGGAGGUGAAAGGUCCCAGCACAAAGUCCAGGGGAGUGUUAGAGCUGACGAGUCCAGCUCCGACGAGGAGACCACUGUCACCACCAGGGUGUACCGCAGACGAGUCAUACUCAAGGGAGAGGAGGCCAAAAACAUUCCUGGAGAGUCUGUGACGGAGGAGCAGUUCACAGAUGAAGACGGGAAUCUGGUCACCAGAAAAGUGAUCAGAAAGGUGGUGCGCCGUGUGGUCAACACGGAGGAAAGGAGGGAAAGUGAAGGCGUAUCUCCUACAGAAGAAGGAGCUGGUGGUGGUGGUAUCGGUGGUGGUGUAGCGCCAGGUGGUGCAGGCGCUGCUUCCUCAGCAGGAGCCAAAGGGGGGAAGGGCAAGAAGAGGGGAAAGCGCUCCCGACAGGGCAACAAGGCUGAGAAGUCUGGAGAGAAAACUGAGCCGGGAGACAGCAGCAACAAGAAACAAGGGAAGAAGAGUCAGUCAUAACAGUAGAGCGCCCAACUAAAGCAGGUCCACUGAUGUCCGACACCACACACACGCCCUGGGAGGAAAGACAAGACUGGAAGCCUCGUCAAUCGGCCAAAAACGUGUCUGAAGCUUUCACUUACAACGCAUGGUUUUCAGCAAGACAACAAGCAAAACAAGUUACUUUUCUUUGAUUUCGCAUGAGCAUGUCACCAAAACUCACUCACUGUUGGAAACAACUCGGAAAAGGACACGCAUGGACGUGAGCUGGAGCUUUCCUACAUUAUCUUCAACGAAUGAAAGGCGUCUGUGACCAAAGAUGGCACAAGCGCAAGGAAAAGUAAACGCUGACAGAUAAUGAAGACGUGUGAUUCACUCUCUCCCAGACACUUGCCUUAUAUGGUCUAUUUUUUCCUCCUGGACCCGCAGUAUUGGGGUGUACCAUGUGGUUCUUUUUUUUUUUUUUAAAUGAAAUAUAAUAGUAAAUGGGUGAUUUUUGUUGUAUAUAAAUGACACUGUAUAAAAUCCCAAAAAAAAAAAAAUCAGUAGCUUCACAGAUUGUUUAUGCACUGAUUUGAGUUGACGAAGCUUUGCAGAGUCGGUGCAUUUGUAUUGAGAGGUCGACAUAGUUUGAGCAGCCUUGAGAGUGCGACCUGACAUGCUCUUCCCAAAUACAUAUAAAAAGGAACAAAAAAAAGCUGUAUGUAAUUGAGAAACGAAUCGAAGAAAAAAUAACUGCUUGAUUUUAAACAAAAGGACGUUUCUUUAAAGCCAACAGCUACUUCCGCUCUGUCUGUGGAACAUUAUUUGUCUUCAGAGAAAUAAUAUUUUGCUGCAUGUGACGUCACUUUAUUUUUAACGCUUUCCUUUUAUUUUCCUCCUAAUUCAAAUACACUGUAAUAUAAUUAGAGAGAUGGUACUUCUGUCUUUGUGAGCACUCAUAAUAACCCAAACAUCUGUCAUCUAUAACUGUUCUUAUUUUAUUUGAAAUGAAAACACACGCACACUCCAGACAGCAAAGCUUCAGGAAGGUACUGACGAUGUCCCCGAGUGUAACCUGCAGACCGGCUUAUUGUGCUAUCUCCUAACUGCUUGCUUGUGUGUGUGUGUGUGUGUGUGUGUGUGUGUGUGUGUGUGUGUGUGUGUGUGUGUGUGUGUGUGUGUGUGUGUGUGAGAAACAUCAAAUACAAAUGUCUAUGUGUAAGCCCAUCAUGCAUACUAGACGUGCAAGUUUAAGCUUUUAGGUCUGCUGUGAUUUUAAAAAGGGGACUUUUAUUUUGGCGGUUUGAUGACUUUUAUCUUUAUUUAACAGGUUGUAUUUACAUGAGAACAGAGAAUCUCAUUUUUUUAGCCCCAUUAUCCAAUUUGUAUUAACGGCUAAAUCACAGUAUUGAUCACACAUUGUUAAAAAUCUGAUCUUUUAUUUCUGUGUAAUUACAGUUUUUCUUUCUGUCUUGUCUUUUUUUCAUUCAAAACCACCCUAUGCAUCCAUUGUUGAUGAUACAUCUGGUACCAACAUGUAUGACAAACCAACAGCCUACACUGGAUGAUCCAAGUAAUUAUUUAAGCAGAAAAAUAAAUUGUGUUUAAACUGAU